Messenger RNA from Stylophora pistillata, 1935 nucleotides. RefSeq lists its product as uncharacterized. Lineage: Eukaryota; Metazoa; Cnidaria; Anthozoa; Scleractinia; Pocilloporidae. The record is from RefSeq and is a predicted model, not a curated record. Gene Ontology annotation, molecular function: calcium ion binding.
UGAUUGUUGCUGUAUUUAUCUCACUUUACUGAAAAGAUUUUUGUAAAGCGCACCACUCUGAUGGUGGGUUAAAAACGCUUUAUUUUUUGACUAGAAUCUGAAGAUGGCCCGCCGUCGCUGCCCGAUGCUCUCUUUCAUAUUUAUUCUUUUUUUGUUUGGAGGCUGGUGCUACACCUUAACAGUUGCAAACCAUGAUAGCUGUCGGCGUCUCAAGUUCUUGCAACAGAAAGAUGGAUAUGGAUUGGUGGGCCACGUAUUUAAAAACAUUUUAUCACCAGUCGGAAUGAAUAUAUAUAGUCACUGCAGAAAUUGGUGUACUAUGGAAGACAGAUGUAAAUCGAUCAACAUGGGACCCUCAGGAGAAAAAGAUGAAGUUUUGUGUCAAUUGAGUGACUCGGACCACUUGCAACACCCAAACGAUCUGAAAACGAUGGCAGGUUUCAUGUAUAGGGGCACGCAGAACAAGUGUUGUUUCAACAUGUGCUACAACAAUGCAACUUGCUUGGUUGGAUUUACGGACAAGGGAUACAAGUGUGUGUGUCCACCUGGUUACAUGGGAGACCACUGUGAAAAAGAUGUAAACGAGUGUUCCACCAAAACCCACAACUGUGAUGUCAAUGCUGAGUGCAAAAAUACCGAAGGUUCUUUUAACUGCAGCUGCAAGGUUGGGUUUAAUGGCGAUGGCAAAAAAUGCACAGAUGUAGACGAGUGUACCAACAAUACCCACAACUGCGGCGUUAAUGCUAAGUGCAACAAUACCGAAGGUUCUUUCGACUGCAGCUGCAAGGUUGGGUUUAAUGGCGAUGGCAAAAAAUGCACAGAUAUAAACGAAUGUGCCACCGAUGCCCACAACUGUAGUGUCCAUGCUCACUGUAAUAAUAUCGAAGGUUCCUUCAACUGCAGUUGCAAAGAAGGGUUUAAUGGCGAUGGCAAGAACUAUAUAGACGAGUGUAUCAGUAACACCCACCGUUGUCACAAAAGAGAAAUUUGCAAUAACACGGAUGGUUCCUACUCGUGCGAAUGCAAAAGCGAGUUUAACUGCACUUUCAAAGCCGUUUUUACAAACCUCGACACCAGUGGAAGAAUUGGUCCAACAACGCUGGGCAGUCACUACACAGGACAGGAUCAUGACGGACAGGUUACGCUGUCCAGCGGCGUUCAACAGUGGACUGUGCCGUACACUGGUGAUUACAGAAUAAAAGCAAUAGCAGCUGCUGGAGGGUACGAUAUACAAACUAACAGUAUUCAGUACCAAGGAAGAGGAGCAAGAAUGAUAGGAACGUUCCGCCUAAACAAGGGUGAAGUCAUUCAGAUACUUGUUGGUCAAGAAGGAGGAAUAAACACGGAAUUAUAUUCUUCUGGAGGUGGUGGAGGAACUUUAAAACUUAGCAAAAUGAAUAGAGCAGCAAAGUGUGCUGCUUUUAUCUCUGACUUACCGCAGCAUUCUCCAAAUUUGGGUGCGCUCGACCUGUCCUUCAUCCCUUUACACAGAGGCGUGAGUCAUUUCGCUGAGAAUCUUCAUCACGUGCCACAGUUGAUGAAAUUAGAGUUGUGGGAUGUACAAAUGGGAGAAAAGGAAUGUGCGGCACUGGCUGCCUCAUUAAAGUACUUAAACAGGUUAGAAGAACUGAAUAUACGCAAGAAUGCCCUGGGUCACGGGAUUAUUGAACUGGCCAAGAACCUCAACAAUGUACCUAAUCUGACUGAGCUGGACCUGACGAAUACAAAUAUGAGUGAAGAUGAAGCAUCAGCACUGGCUGCCUCAUUAAAGUACUUAAACAAGUUAGAAAAACUGAAUAUAGACGACAAUGCCCUGGGUCACGGGAUUAUUGAACUGGCCAAGAGCCUGAACAAUGUACCCAAUUUGACUAAUCUGGAGCUGAGCGAUACAAAUAUGGGUGAAUAUGAAGCAGCAGCACUGGCCCAUGCUCUAAA